Penaeus indicus is the source of this 651-nucleotide messenger RNA. RefSeq lists its product as uncharacterized. The record is from RefSeq and is a predicted model, not a curated record. Bases 1 to 651 code for a protein of 216 amino acids. NCBI's taxonomy places the organism in Eukaryota, Metazoa, Arthropoda, Malacostraca, Decapoda, Penaeidae. The transcript is spliced from 3 exons.
AUGAUCAUGAUGGUGAUGAUGUUCAAGCACACCAUGUUUAAUGACUCCCUCAUAUCAGACAAAAUCAAAGAGCUUGACAUCGAGGAAGGAUACAAGUACGUAGGGGUGCUUGAAGCAGAUUUUAUAAAGAAUAAGAUCAUAAAAGAGAAUGUUCGAAAAGAGUACAUCAGACGGGUAAAAAAGAUACUGAAGUCAAAGCUUAAUAGCAGAAAUACCAUAACUGCAAUUAUCGCAAGAGCUGUAUCAAUUAUAAGAUACACAGCAAGGAUAGUAGGCUGGAAAACAGAUGAACUCCAGUCAUUAGAUCGCAGGACAAGGAAGCUGUUGACUACAUACAAUAUGUUUCACAGCAAAGGAGAUGUAGAUCGAUUAUAUCUGCAAAGACCAGAAGGAGGAAGGGGUCUAAUAACCAUAGAAGAUUGCGUCCUAAUUGAAAAGUCCUGUCUGUACAGCUAUGUAUCUGUGAGCGAAGAAUUGCUGUUAAGGGAGAGUUUGAACGAAAGUGUGGUUGCUGUGGGUUCUGAUAAAGAAUCUGUUUUGACCAACAGAAAGAGUAGAUUUCUAGAGAAGAAACUUCACAGUGUCUUCUUCAAAGCAACCGAAUUCAGAGACGUGAAGAGUUGGGAAUGGUUGAAGAAGACUGAUGGCUAG